Pseudomassariella vexata is the source of this 1273-nucleotide messenger RNA. RefSeq lists its product as uncharacterized. Gene Ontology annotation, biological process: lipid homeostasis; mitochondrion organization. The transcript is spliced from 2 exons. Bases 51 to 1052 code for a protein of 333 amino acids. Lineage: Eukaryota; Fungi; Ascomycota; Sordariomycetes; Amphisphaeriales; Pseudomassariaceae. The record is from RefSeq and is a predicted model, not a curated record. Gene Ontology annotation, cellular component: mitochondrial outer membrane.
CAAUACUAGGCACAAUUUAGAGUUGAGAGCUUUCUCAGCGACCACUCAAGAUGUUUGAGCACACGCUGAGCCACAAGGCGUCUCAGGAGACGUUCAUAUCUCUCAUGCAGCUUGACCCGUCACCUAUGGAGAGUCCCUAUACUGAGAAGGACCUCCCACCACUACCCGAGGACCUGGACUCUUCGACGGAAAGGCUCAAAUCGCAAGAUACUUCGCCCAACUCUUCCUCAUAUCUCUUGGGUCUCAGCGGCAGCGGCCGUGGGCCCGUGUACUACCUAACCCGCAUACAACGCUACUCAAGCUACACCUUCACCUUCUUCGCCGGCCUACACUUCACCAGCACCUCCCUAAUACCCCUGCUCUACCAAUCCGUCCCGUACUCCGAACCUUUCCUCCUCAUGGCCCGCGAACUCUACCAAACGCCCCUCACCGAGCCGCUCCUUGUCGCCCUCCCCGUCGCCGCACACGUCGCAUCCGGUAUCGCCUUGCGCCUGACCCGCCGAUCGCAGAACCUCACACGCUAUGGCGGCGCUACGCCGGGGAUGUACGCUCUGCACCGUUCCAAAACUUCUUCGACUUCUAGCUCCAAGGCGGGGUCCAGGAUAUGGCCGCUGCUCAGCUACACCGCCGCAAGUGGAUACUUCUUCGUGGUGGUGCUAGCGUCGCAUGUGGGGAUGAACCGGGUGCUGCCUCUGCUUGCGGAGGGAGAUAGUUCGAAUAUCGGCCUACAAUUUGUUUCACACGCGUUCGCGCGCCAUGAAGUCAUACCUUGGAUUGCGUAUACCUUGUUGCUUGGGGUCGGGGUCGGACAUAUGGUUUGGGGAUGGGCGAAGUGGUGGAAUGUUGCGCCGCCGAUGAACUGGAGGAGGACAACGAUGGAUAAAAGACUGAGGAAGAGAAGGAGUAGGAUGUGGUGGGGGAUUAAUGGCUCGAUGGCUUUGGUUGUGGGAGUGUGGGCUGCUGGCGGUCUGGGGGUUGUUGCGAGAGCUGGGGCAGCCGGCGGUUGGUUGGGGAGUGUAUAUGAUGCUGUAUACGCUCGCUGGGGGCAAUAGACCGCAUUAUGUACAUGAAUAACGCGCUUAUGUAUCACAUGGGAUAUGCCUGGGAAUGAUUAGAUAGAGGUCAAAGGUAGCAUGGAAAAGCAUAGCGGGCGCCGAGAGUCGGGGAGGGCAUGUUUGCAUUUGUUACGCAGGUCCGUUUCGCGCUUCCGGGAAACAUUCUCCUCACCUCGAACAUACAAACAUUGUUUUUGUGCUCAAGUAUUCUUUCCAAG